AAUAAUUUCUCCGAUUGUUAAUUAUUUAUAAACUUGAACAUUUCCUUCGUAGCAAAAGCACUUCCAUAUAUAAAAAUGUCUAAAAAUUGGAUUGAAGAAGCUAUUUCAAAAAAAUAUAUUAAAUAUUAUAACUAUAAAGACUUUUUUAACUCUGAAGUAAUUGGCUCUGGAGGCUUCGGAAAGGUUUAUCGAGCAAACUGGAAAAAUUCUCGUAAUAUUUUAGCACUAAAAUCUUUCAGAGACUCCACAAACAAAAACAUCGUUGAAGAGCUUAAAAUCCAGUGCGAGGUACAUUUUCAUGAUAAUAUUAUAAAAUUUUAUGGUAUUACAGAAGUUAAUGAUUAUGGUUCAAAGAAAUACUAUAUGUUGGUGAUGGAAUAUGCCGACAGUGGUACUCUUCAAAAUUAUUUAGAAAAAAAUAUUGCAAAUCUCAAUUGGGAUAAGAAAUUCAAAAUGGCAAACCAAUUAGCUUGUGCCGUAUCAUGCCUACAUGAUAUGAAUAUUACUCAUCGUGAUUUGCGCUCCAGCAACGUGUUAGUCCAUCAAAAUAAUAUCAAAUUGAAGGUCGAUGUCCCCAAACUAUCAAAAAAAUAUGAUGUAAUUCCUUAUAUUGAUCCAACAAAGUUCUUCGCCGAUUUACACUCUCUGGACAAAAAGAGUGAUGUUUAUAGUAUUGGUGUACUCCUAUGGGAAAUAUCAAGUUGUCGAUCACCUUUCAAAGACGUAUCUAAUCAAUAUAGAUUACAGAAUCAGAUUUUGCAAGGUCUUAGAGAAACACCUAUGCCUAGUACACCUAAGGAUUAUGAACAAAUUUAUACUGAUUGUUGGAAACCUGAGCCAGAUGAUCGUCCAACUAUCCAAAAUGUAGUUUCUAGAUUAGAAGAAAUUAUGGUGAAACGUAAUAUAACUACAAAGCAUGUUUGGGCACCUCCUAUUAAUAAUUUAUCACGUAAUAAUUUAUCUCAAGGUUUUAAUAAUAAUAUUUAUAAUAAAAUCAAAGUAGAACCUUUAAAGUCACCGAGUAAAGCACCUCAGGCUAGCUUUUAUAAGCAAAAAUCUAAGAAAGAGAUAGUUGAUGGAAUAGCUGCUCUUGCUGAUAAUAUAUAUGACGAAAAUAAAAAACAGAGAAUUCUUGAUUACAUUAAAGAUCAUCAUACGACAUCAAAAGAAAUUUUUGACUGGCUAUUAAACAAUCAAAAUGGAAUCAACCCUAAUAUUGUACUUGGAGAUUUUCAUUAUCUAGGAAUUGCAACUAUGGUUGAUAAGCGAAAAGCCUUUGAUUACUAUGUACAAGCAGCUCUUGAAGAAAGUAGUAUAGCUCAGUAUACUCUUGGAAUUUUAUGUGAAAAUGAUGAAAAAGAUACGUUUCAAGCAAUGUAUUGGUUUGACAAAUGUGCUAAACAAGGAAACCAAGAUGCUAUAAAUCAUUACUAUAGAUUAAAAUCAUCUAAAAACAAAACCUUUAACCCCGCAAAUUUACAUAGUGUUAUGGGUAAAAUGAACCUAGGGAAUGAAGAGGAACGAAAAGGUUUCAGUUUACAGGACUUUAAAUUACCAUUUGUGUAAAUACUUUAAAUUUAUGAUCUGAGGAGCAGCCUGCAGUAGCUUCGCUUUUUCAAUAAUUAUUAUUCCAUUAUAUUAAAAUUUCCUUCACAUCCUUAAUAAAUUAAUUCAUUUAUUAAAUUAUUUAUUUUAAUGCUUUAGGAUGGUUUUAUAAAUUCAUUUUUACUUCCUUAAAGAAAUUACCGAUGCAUUAAAAACAAUCUAAUAAAUCACAUGACUAUAACUAUAUCAAAAAAUGGUUGACCAUUUUUGAACACUGGUAAUACUAUGGUGUAUCAUGAAUGAAACUAUAUAAAAGGCGAAAAAUUGAAAGAAUUACGUCAAAUACAUGUUAAACAUGCGAUAAUGCAUAUCAUAAUGAAAUAAUGAAGCUUAUGCAACGUAUACAAUUACUGCUGCCAUUAUUUAAAAAUAAAGAAAAAGUUUAAAC
Rhizophagus irregularis DAOM 181602=DAOM 197198 is the source of this 1993-nucleotide messenger RNA. RefSeq lists its product as uncharacterized. Gene Ontology annotation, molecular function: protein binding; protein tyrosine kinase activity; ATP binding. The record is from RefSeq and is a predicted model, not a curated record. Gene Ontology annotation, cellular component: cytoplasm. Gene Ontology annotation, biological process: signal transduction; protein phosphorylation. NCBI's taxonomy places the organism in Eukaryota, Fungi, Glomeromycota, Glomeromycetes, Glomerales, Glomeraceae.